Molecule: messenger RNA, 6535 nt
Organism: Cyprinus carpio (common carp)
Lineage: Eukaryota; Metazoa; Chordata; Actinopteri; Cypriniformes; Cyprinidae
Product: zinc finger and BTB domain-containing protein 16-A-like
Biological process (GO): regulation of cytokine production; regulation of immune system process; negative regulation of transcription by RNA polymerase II
Molecular function (GO): protein binding
Source: RefSeq, a predicted model, not a curated record
UCGCCUCAGUGCAAACAGCGAGCCAUUGCUUUGACGUCACGAUGAUGAUGAUGAUUGGAAUCCGCACGGCGAGUGUAGUGCGCGUGAAGCGGCUCCUGUGAACCUCAGUGUGUUGAUGCCUUAAUAACAAGUGUUCAGUUUACGCGCCAAUUGCAGGAGCACUCAAGGAGAGAAGCAAAUCCGUGAGAUGGUUCGGUAGAUGUCGAUGUAAUGGAUUUGACAAAAAUGGGUGCGAUCCACCUCCAGAACCCCGGCUACCCCACAUCGCUCCUGCAGAAGGCCAACCAGAUGCGCCUCUCUGGGACAUUGUGUGAUGUGGUCAUCAUGGUCGACAGCCAGGAGUUUCAUGCCCACAGAACCGUGCUCGCAUGUGCGAGUAAGAUGUUUGAGAUCCUGUUCCACCGCAACAGCCAACAUUACACUCUGGACUUCCUCUCACCAAAGACCUUCCAGCAGAUUCUGGAGUACGCCUACACAGCCACGCUCCAAGCCAAGCUGGAGGACCUGGACGACCUGCUGUACGCCGCAGAGAUUUUAGAGAUAGAAUACUUGGAGGAGCAAUGUCUGAAGAUCUUGGAAACCAUCCAGGCGUCCGAAGAGAACGACACGGACGUGAACAUGAACGAAAAUGGCGCCGAGGAUGCAGAUGACCGCAGGAUCAAGUACCUUAAGAGCACAUUUAUCUCUAAAAAGCAUUCCAUACAGGACGCCGGCCAUCGCCAUCGCUUGGCGCUGGUCAGCAUGGUCGAUAAGAGAUCUUCAGAGUCCACCCAACUGGGUCUUUCAACCGUCAGCCCAACUAAAGCAGCCGUAGAGGGCCUGAUGAGCAUGGGGCAGUCUGUCCUCCAAGGAAACAUGGCCCAGAGUUUCUCAAACAAUCUUGGUAACUCAUCUCCAUUGCUAGAUAAAAUCAAGACUGAGAUGAUGCAGGUAGAUGAGGACUACCAACAUGAUGGUGGCUUCCCCAGGAACGGAGAGGGCGGAGGUGACCACAGGCAGCUCCGGGACACCCCUGGAACCCCGACCAGAGGUAGCGUCAUCACCAGCGCCCGCGAGCUCCACUCCGCCGAUAGUUCUGCUGAUUCCCAAGGAGACAACAGCCAAGUGGGUCUAGUCAAUAUGGCCAGUCUGGCUGAUAGACAUUUCGCCUCGCUGUGCUCUAUCCCGUCCAACCAUAAGAGUGAAAGCAUGCUGCCCUUGCCUGUGUCCAUGGCCUCAUCGCUACAUGUGCCACCCUCCCUGGCCAUGUCGAUGGAUUUCAGUGCCUAUGGGGGGCUCUUCCAUCAGAGCUUGAUUCAGAGGGAGUUCUUAAGCAAGCUUGGGCAUUUCACAGCGAAUGUAAAGCAUGAUGUCCAAACCCAGAAAGAAAGAUGUGAGGUGUGUGAUAUGGAGCUGCCUGAUAAUGAAGCUGCUGAACAACACAGGAAGUUGCAUAGUGGAGUGAAGACCUUUGGCUGUGAGUUCUGUGGAAAGCAGUUCCUGGACAGUUUGCGAUUGAGGAUGCACAUGCUGUCUCAUUCAGCUGGACCAAAAGCACUAGUAUGUGAUCAGUGUGGCGCUCAGUUUUCCAAGGAAGACGCCCUGGAAGCCCAUCGACAGACUCACACAGGCUCAGACAUGGCAGUGUUUUGUCUCCUAUGUGGGAAGCGUUUCCAGACCCAGAAGGCUUUGCAGCAGCACAUGGAGAUUCACGCCGGCAUGCGCAGCUACGUCUGCAGCGAGUGCGAGCGCACCUUCCCGAGCCACACAGCGCUCAAACGCCAUCUUCGCUCGCACACAGGUGACCACCCGUUCGAGUGUGAGUUCUGCGGGAGCUGCUUCCGUGAUGAGAGCACUCUGAAGGGUCACAAGCGCAUCCACACCGGAGAGAAGCCUUAUGAAUGUAACGGCUGUGGCAAGAAAUUCAGCCUCAAGCACCAGCUGGAGACCCACUACCGCAUCCAUACAGGUGAGAAGCCGUUUGAGUGCAAGCUGUGCCACCAGCGCUCGCGGGACUACUCCGCCAUGAUCAAACACCUGCGUACCCACAACGGCGCUUCGCCCUACCAGUGCACCAUCUGCCAGGAGUACUGCCCCAGCCUCUCGUCCAUGCAGAAGCACAUGAAGGCCCACAAGCCCGAGGACGUGCCCCCAGACUGGAGGAUAGAGAAGACCUACCUGUACCUCUGCUACGUGUGAGAUGGGCCGACAAAACCGAAUGAGAAAGUGGCAAGAUGCGCCCAAGGACAAUUCACCUGAAGGUUUGCUUUUGGUCCAGGCCAAAGACGGUGAGGGGGCGUGGUCAAAGUGAUGUAAUGUCAUGUGGAUUUAUUUGACCUUUUGUUUGUGACAUGCAUUUGUGCACAGUUUUAGGAUGUAACUGCACUAACAAAUGUUUAUGAAAUGGAAAUGUUAUAUGUGGUAAAGGGAUGUGAAUUUUGAGAACGUGUUAGUACAGUCCACCACUAUGACGAGAAUCCAUUUGUCUGCAUUCCACCCUGUUGAUUGGAGAAAUUCACUGCAUGAUUAUACUUGUAAUGUUUUAUUCAAAUAUGGAUUCCCAUCAUUUUUUCUCCAUGGACAACACAUAAGCCAUAGAUUUUUAAGACCCCAUGAAAUCUGUCAUAGGGAUCGUCCAGUAGGCUUUAGUUACAUCACAAACAUAAUUUUAAAUGCAUAUCCGUUAAAGGUCAACGUUUAGAAUAUGCUAGCAACCUCAAAGCUAACAAACAUGGACUCAAAGCCUACUAUUUUAAUUUCAUGGAGUCUUAAUGGAGCUAUUCUGAGUUGAAUAAAAACAUGGACCAAAGCUGAAAACUCUCACACACGAUGAAAUAGAGGAGCUAAACACAUUAGUGAAUGAAAUUAUGCCCCUUUUUAGUAAAUUGCUCCCUUAAGUUCAUUAUUAGGCUCUCCAGUCCUCAAUUUUCAUGUUUUUUUUUUAUAAAUACAUGCGAGAAAAUGCACAGAGUUGGACCCAUUAGUAAUUUUCUUUAAAGCGUUAUAAAGUGCUUAACAAAACAGCUUUUCUCAGUGGUACAUCCAAAUUGUGCUGCCAAGCAACUGUAGUGGAUGUUCAGGGACAUUUAUUCAACCUUAAAUAACUACACUGUGCACUUUCAGAGUUUCAGAGGCCCGUAUUUUUAUUGUUUUCAGCACCAUUUCUGCAUUUUGUGCAUUCAGACGAAGCCAGAGAGCUGAAUCUCUGUGAUUUGCUUUUAUUUCAGUCACUUUCCCACCAAAUAGUACAGCUAUCAGCUUAUUUCUUUUUUUUUUAUGUUCACAUGGUAAUAUGGCAAAAUCACAUUUUUGCAACUGCAGGCAUUUUAGUCUAAUGAAAUGUUAAUAUCGUACUCAUAAAUCAAAUUAUGAAUUAAAAAGAGAUUAUUUUUUACAUUUAAAAACCGCAAUGCAGUAUGUUUCUGUGUUCCUGUGGCUCAGUGGUAGAGCAUUGCGUUAGCAGUGCAAAAGGUUGUGGGUUUGAUUCCCAGGGAACACAUGUUAGGUAAACGUUAAAUGUUAGCCUGAAUGCACUGUAAGUCGCUUUGGAUAAAAGCGUCUGCUAAAUGCAUAAAUGUAAAGGUUUCUGCAGUCUUCUGCUGAGGAUACCUGUAGUUAGCGCACCGUUGUAGUUUGUGUUCUGUCAUCUCUGUUCGAACGUUUUACUUGAAUUGCCUAAUUUUGUUACCUCACAUGCUAGAUUUAUUUUUGUUCUAGUCUUUGUCUCUCAUUUCCUGCUGAGCUUUGUUUAAGAGCUGUACAACGCAUUUAGAAUGCCACAUCAUCAGGCCCAAACGGAAUCAGAGAGAAAUUUAAGAGAAAAUUAGAAUGUUUGUUCACAACUUUCUAUAUAUCUUCUGCCCCUUAGAUGUUUAUGUUUUGGUUAAUUGGUAAAUGUUUUAUCUAUCAAGACUUUAGUACUUUACAUUUAAGGCAUUUUACUAUGUUUAAAUCUUUUAUGUUCUACUAAAAAAAUGGUAAAGGUGUGGUCACAUUUGCUUUUUUGUUUCGCAAAUUUCAACAGGCAAAAUCACAAUAACUCAUGGCAAUACGUAACUAUUUAAUGUUUUGGCAAAUUGGUGACCAAUUGGUGUAAAUUUGUACAAUCUCAUUUAUACUUUUUGUAUGCUCUGCUUACGCCUUCAUGCUUAGUAUUUUUCUAAAAAUCUUCCAUUUGCGCACCAAUCAAAUUGUACAAAUUCAUACAAAAACACCUCCUCAUAAAAUAGUUACGUUUUCUCAUGAGAUCAGGUUGGAAAUCCAGUCUUUUCUAUAGGAAUCAACGUGUUCAGAACUUUUACAUAAGAGAGAAAGAUUUUCAUUCAGAUUUUGCAACAGGUUCAAAUUCAUAAAUCCAAAUGAUCAAGAAUUUCAUAUGAGAGCGAAACAUUUCCACUUGCACAGAUUUCACAACGAGUUUAAAGGUAGUGUAGGUGAUUUUGGAGAGGCUAGCUUUGACAGCAUAAGAUCCCACCCUCCCUGCAAAUCACUCUCUAAAGCCACACCUCCUCCAAAUCACAAGAACACACACAGGCAAACCAGAGGUUAACCAGCGACACAAUGUGAGACGGCUUUGGUACAGGGUUGAAUGCAACGCUAUCAGAUUAACUCGUUUCUCUUUCACCGCUUCAUGCUUACGUCUAUUCUCUAAAAAUCGUACGUUUUCAUAUAAAUAACAUAUGCUAUCAUAUAAAAUUCACCCAUCACUAUAGUAUUGACAAUGGACCUUUUUUGCUUAUGAAACGAUUCUGAAAUUUGCUAAUGUGACCACAUCUUAAAUGCUGAUUCCGUCUGGGUCUGUAAAUUAUUCAGUGUUGUUUUAGCGUUAAGCAUAGUACUAGUGUGCAUAUCUGCCUCUCGGCCAUCAGUUUCAGGGCUACCUCUACUCUGCUCUCAGUUUUGCACUAAAGCAAAAGCACAUUUUUGUUUUGCUUGUAACUAGCAUUUUCAUUUACACCCACUCUUAUGUUUUCAUUCACUAGAAAAAAAAAAAAAAAACCCGGUUCAUUCGUCAUUAUAUUUACACUCCUUACGAUAAAACGUAUUCAGCCUGAAAGGGUAGAUGCAUACAUUCUAGAUGAUUUUAGAAUAGCGUUGAGAAAAUGUUUAGUUAUUAGAUACUUGAGGGGAUAAACUUGAAACAAUGUGAAUAAAAAUGAUGUUUUUAUGUGAAAAUUAUUCAAGCGGUAAGUCAUCAGAGAUGCGGUACUGAUGCGUGCAGUUACGUGGAAAGUUCACUAGAGAAAACAAAAACAAAUAGGUGAUUUUCUGUGAAAAUAAAUCUCUCGACAAGAGCCAAACACGGCACUUUGAUAAGGGAAUAUGUUGUAUUUUUGUACGGGGUAUUGUGCGACCCGUUCUUUUUUUUUUGUUCUUUUUUUUUAAGUGAGGCGAAUAUUUUUACAGUAUCUUUUGCAUUUGUGCUUGUUCUUGAUUUGCGUGGAAAAUUGUUUUCUUGUGCUUAUUUUACAAUGUUAAACAUACAAGUAGUAGAUGUUUGUAAAAACAUAUUGUAGUCAUUGCUGCUGGGUGUCAGUUCAUAUGAUGAUGAUGGUGAUUCCACAUUUUGAGUAUAAAAUGACUGUGAGUGAACUAAUGCCAAGAGCUGUAAGUCAAGGAGCACAAGCGACCUGUAAGACAUGAAAAGUAAAGCUGUAUCUGUGUGUUUGUAUCGUGUUCACCGCUCACUGUAAGAUUAGAGUCACCUAUACGGUCUGUACUGGUCCUUGUGUGUGCAGUGUGAGUCAAUGUGGUCGACUUGUUCAGUGUUAAAUACAUGCACCGGUUAGCAACAAAGAGGUGCUCUGACAGACACCCUGUAAAUGAUUUAAUGCAUCAUCUGCCCUGUAUUUUUGUCUUUAUGCAAAGUCACCUUGAUAUGAACUGUGCUCUUAGGCAAUCAGGGAUGCCUUCACUUUACUCACGGAACAUCAUAGAUAUCAAUUUUAGAAUAAACACCUACACUUUCCUUAUCAUUAUCGAUACUACAUUUAUUUUUGUAACCCCCUUUUUUUUAGUCCCCACAAGCAAUAAAUCUACAGGUCAGCAUUUAAGUGAAAACUUGGCAUCCCUGCCGCUGUAUCACUGUGUUUUACUUUGCUUUCAGACAGGAAGUAGCCAUGUCACUCAGUGCGCCCGUAUUUGUGCCAUUGUUACACAAAUUAAUACUCGGACUGAGGAUCCACAUGGGACCAAACGGCCAUUUUCGCUCCAUUCGCCUUGUUCUAGUGACAAGACCGUGUUCUUGGUGUGGAAAUGGUUUUACAUUCAUUGUGUUUUACUUUAUUGUAUUGUCUACCUCAGCACCAGUUCUUUGUGUAACUUUUAAAAGGUGCCCAAUUAUUGUUACUUUGUUUUGUGCAUAAAUUUUGUAUUAUAGCCUUGUAGGGUUUUUGUUCUCCUCUUUGUUUCAGCAUAGAGAUGCUGUUUUGAAGCACUGUGUGGUGAUUUUGAUGCUGCAGAUAGAGGUGUAGAUUCCUUUUCCCUUCUCUAUGUGGGUUCAGACACAUCUCUGUGUACGUCAGUGUUCUAAAAUAAACUUGUAACAGAAAUGUCA